CACAAAUAAAAUAACAAAUAAAAUAAAAAAACAAAAAGAACAGAGAAAUUUUUGUUUCUUCUUCUUUUCGUGUCUGAGUCUCUUCUACGUGUGUGUGAGAUAAGAGUUUGGUAAAAGCUCAAAGAUGAAGAAGAGGGCGACGCUGGGGUUCGAAGAAUCGAAGGCCGUGUUUGGUCUGCUGAGAGCAGAGCAACGUCCACUCGAAGAGAUCGUCUCAGACUUCAACUCCUUUUUCUCCCAUGGCCGCCAAUUCAUUCCCUGCUUUUCUAUCUCCAUUCUUUUACAGGAUAAGAAGAUGCUGAGUUCCACUCAACGUUUGAUUGCGUUCGCUAUUCUUCAGCAGGCGUAUUCUUCCCAGAAACCUUCUGCAAAUCCGUUCAUUAGUUUACUAAUAACUUUUGCAUGUGAUGUUGAAGCUGAAAAAUAUGAGAGGGCACUUAUUCUUCAGCUAUUACAGCUAUUCGGCUCUGAUGGCUCUAGUGGUGGCAAAGAGCUACUUAAACAGUCUGCUGCAGAUUACAUCAAAAGUUUUGACCCUUCAGUGCAUGCCUUCCCGCAACAUGAACAGUUGCAGCAGCAGUAUGCUGAUAAAGUCCAUCCUGAACGAUAUAAUUCUCCACUAAAGGAUAGUUCAGUUAGAAAUGUGGUCGCAGAUCCUGAUGUUCCUCGCGGUUUUGAUGUUAACUCAUCAGAGUUUGAUCUACAACCAGGAGCAAAUCCUAAGCUUAGUUCUGGAGAUAGAGACGAGACGGUGCUUGGUUUGCUGUCCAAUUUAGCGCUUGAAGGGUUAGGUCCUCACUGGAAGAGGCCUAUUCCACCAAGGCUCCCAGUACAGGAUGAUGAACUAGUGUGGCUCAACCCUGUUGACAAUCAUGAACUUUUAUGGGAUGAUGGUAUGUGUGUUGAUACUAGCAGAGGGGCAGCUGUCAGGGACUUGAUUGCAAAAGCUUUGAAGGGACCACUUGCACCUGCACAACAAGAGCAAGUCUUGUUGGAGUUGGCAAAUGACCCGAAACUUGUAUAUCACUGUGGGUUGACACCAAGAAAGCUACCGGAAUUGGUGGAAAAUAAUCCCCUCAUUGCAGUUGAAGUUCUCACCAAGUUGAUAAAUUCCCCUGAAAUCGCAGAAUACUUUACAGUGCUUGUCAAUAUGGACAUGAGUCUACACUCUAUGGAAGUGGUGAACAGGCUUACAACAGCAGUUGAACUUCCUUCUGAGUUCAUACACAUGUACAUAACAAAUUGUAUAUCAUCGUGUGAGAAUAUCAAGGACAAGUACAUGCAGAACAGACUUGUGAGGCUUGUUUGUGUGUUUCUGCAGAGCCUUAUCCGAAACAACAUUAUCAAUGUUAAGGAUCUUUUCAUCGAAGUCCAAGCGUUUUGCAUAGAGUUUUCACGGAUUAGGGAAGCAGCGGCACUCUUUAGGCUCCUUAAGUCAUUGGAAUGAAAUAUGUUCCUAUUUUUUUUCAAUUUCUUUUUAAAUCCAUAUUACAAGAUGUUACUCUUUUAGGUUAAGCAAUUAUUUUUCUUUCUGUUUCGACUGUUUUCUCUGCUUGUAGAUUGUAUCUUCAUUUAGAGGUCAUUUAGUGAAUUAUUCUUUUCUUCA
Messenger RNA from Prunus dulcis (almond), 1606 nucleotides. RefSeq names its product CCR4-NOT transcription complex subunit 11. The record is from RefSeq and is a predicted model, not a curated record. NCBI's taxonomy places the organism in Eukaryota, Viridiplantae, Streptophyta, Magnoliopsida, Rosales, Rosaceae. Gene Ontology annotation, cellular component: CCR4-NOT complex. Bases 125 to 1447 code for a protein of 440 amino acids. Gene Ontology annotation, biological process: negative regulation of translation; mRNA catabolic process. The transcript has 12 exons.